Molecule: messenger RNA, 1606 nt
Organism: Andrographis paniculata
Lineage: Eukaryota; Viridiplantae; Streptophyta; Magnoliopsida; Lamiales; Acanthaceae
Product: flavin-containing monooxygenase FMO GS-OX-like 9
Exons: 7
Coding region: 108-1454 (448 amino acids)
Molecular function (GO): NADP binding; N,N-dimethylaniline monooxygenase activity; flavin adenine dinucleotide binding
Source: RefSeq, a predicted model, not a curated record
AUGAGAUGAUGAUAAACUUCAUAACCCCCAGUGACAAAAAUCCACAGAAAAGAUAGAUACAUAGAGAGAGAAACAGAGAGGACAGACAAAAGCAAACUUCUUUACCCAUGGUUUGUGAAGCAGGAUCCCCAAACAAGAAAGUCUGCGUGAUCGGCGCCGGCCCGGCCGGCCUCGUCGCCGCCCGGGAGCUCCACAAAGAGGGCCACAAUGUGGUGGUUCUUGAGCAGAACCAAGACGUAGGCGGGCAAUGGCUGUACAAUCCCAACGUUGACAAAGAGCAUCCCAUGGGGCGCCGCCAAUUCCUCGAGGUCCAUAGCAGCAUGUACGCCUCCAUGAGGGUGGCUUCGCCGAGAGAGAUCAUGGGCUACACCGACUUCCCAUUUGUAGCCAAGGAGAGCGGAGACGGGAGGAGGUUUCCCGGCCACCGGGAAGUUCUUAUGUACCUGCAAGACUUUUGUGAGAGGUUCGAGUUGAGAGAGAUGAUACAGUUCAAUACCCGGGUAGAGAGUGCCACGAUGUUGGAGUAUCCCGUCCCGCCCGAGGACCUGAAAUGGAUUGUCAGAAGCAAUGUGGCCGAGGAAGUCUAUGACGCCGUGGUUGUCGCCACUGGACACUACUCACAUCCUAGAUUGCCUAAAAUUAAUGGAAUGGACUCGUGGAAGCGAAGGCAGAUGCAUAGUCAUAUUUACAGAGUCCCCGAACCUUUCAAGAAUGAGAUAGUUGUAGUUGUCGGGAGCUCUUCGAGUGGGCAGGACAUAUCGGUUGAACUAGUGAAAUCGGCGAAGGAGAUUCACCUAAGUUCGAAGCCCCCUACUGUUUCCGAAGGCCUAUCAAAAGUUAUCUCCAAAUACGACAAGCUACACCUUCAUCCACAGAUCGAGUCACUUCAUGAAGACGGAAGAGUUUUGUUCACUGAUGGAUCAUCGAUCAUUGCCGACUCUAUAAUAUACUGCACAGGGUACUCUUAUUCCUUUCCUUUUCUCGAUACCAAAGGAUUGGUGGUGAUAGAUGACGAUAGGGUUGGGCCUCUUUAUGAACAAACAUUUCCUCCUUUACUAGCUCCUUCUCUAUCCUUCGUUGGCAUCCCUAGACGAGUCAUAUCUUUCCCUUUCUUUGAAUCUCAAGCAAAAUGGAUUGCUCAGCUAUUGUCCGGGAAACGAAAGCUGCCAUCAUGGGAUGAUAUGAUGCAAUCGAUUAAGGAUUUUUAUCACAAAAGGGAUGCUGCGGGCAUCCCAAAGCACAACACACAUCUUAUUAUCGAGUGCUAUAAGUAUUCUGACAGAUAUGCAGACUAUAGUGAUUCUCCGCAUCUAGAGGAAUGGCGAAAAAAGCUUUGCACUUCAGUCGCAAAAAAUGCUGAGGCCAACUUGGAGACCUUCCGCGAUUCCUAUGAAGAAGAUAUAGAAAUGCUCCAAGUUGCUUACAAUAGCCCCCAUUUCACUCAGUUUAAAUGAAAACUCUACGUGAUAAUAUGUUUGUAAAUUCCAUCUCCAUCUAUGUUAACAUAUGUGUAAAUUGUUGUCCCAGUAUGUAUCUAUUUUAAGAAAAUCCUAAAUCAGCAGCAUCCUUUGAUGCAAAUCCCAAUACCAUACAAGACUUGAGAAUU